AUGGGUGAAGCAAAGAACGACCGUAAGCGCUCCCACACCGAAGCCGAGGCGCUCGAUCCCGCUUCCUUCGAAGACCGCGACAAUGGCGAUGUGAAAUCGAAAACCGCAAAGAGAGCCCGAACCGAGGACCGACGUUCGCUCUUUGUUCGCUCGCUGCCUCCUGGCGCCACAAGUGAAAGCCUGACCGACUUCUUCUCUCAGCAUUACCCGGUCAAGCACGCUACCGUUGUUGUCGAUCAAAAAACCAAGGAAUCGAGAGGUUACGGUUUCGUAACGCUCGCCGACGCAGAGGACGCUGCUGAGGCUAAGAAGUCUUUGAACAACCAAGACUGGAACGGACGACGAAUCCGCAUCGAUGUUGCUGAGCCAAGACAAAGAAACAAUACUACUGGCGAGAUCCCUGCCCAUAAGGCUCGCAAGGAGGAAAUCCAAAGGCCCAACAAGCUGAUUGUGCGCAAUUUGCCUUGGAGUAUCAAAACUUCGGAACAACUGAACCAUCUCUUCCGAAGCUUUGGAAAGGUUAAAUUUGCCGAUCUUCCCCAAGACAAGGGUAAGCUCAAGGGCUUUGGUUUUGUUACCCUCCGUGGAAGGCCGAACGCCGAACGCGCACUGGAAGCCAUCAACGGCAAGGAAAUCGACGGAAGAACUCUGGCUGUCGAUUGGGCUGUUGAUAAGGAUACUUGGGAUAAGCAGCAGCCAGAGGAGGAGAAGAAUACAAAGGCCAAGAAAGAACAAGCAAAGAAAGACGAGGAGGAAGAUGAGGACGACCUGACAUCUUCAGAUGGAAGCGAGGAUGAGGAUGAGGAUGAUGACGAAGAGGACAAGGAGGGCGGUGCCGAGGUUAAUCGAGACGAUCAGUUGGACGCCGAUCUGAAGAACUUUUUCAAGAACCAUAUGGAGAAUCUCGAGGAUGAGGACGAUGAGAACGAAGAUGAGGACAACGAAGACGAGGACGACGAGGAGAUUGAGAAAGAGCUACAAGUCCUGGCCCCCAAAAGGAUGACAGACAAUACGUCGACUGUCUUCAUUCGCAAUCUGCCGUUCACUACUACGGACGAACAGCUUAAGGACUUUUUCGGUCACUUCGGUAAAAUUCGAUAUGCCCGAGUGGUCAUGGACAAGGUUACUGAAAAACCUGCCGGUACCGGAUUCGUUUGCUUCUUCGAUGCCGACGAAGCCAAGAGCUGUAUCAAGAACGCUCCUCGCCCGCAAGCACCUGUGGCUGUCAGCGGUGCCAAGACUUCGAUCCUCCAAGACGAGAGUGCUGAUCCUGAUGGAAAGUAUACGCUCGAUGGACGUCUACUCCAGAUUGCACAGGCGGUGAACAAGCAAGAAGCCACCAACCUUGCCGACAACUCCCUCGCUAAGCGCAACGAAAAGGACAAGCGGAAGCUUUUCCUGUUGAGCGAGGGUGUCAUCGACCGAAGCUCACCUCUCUUCAACCUCCUUACAGCUCCAGAGAUGCAGCUGCGGGAAGCCAGUGCAGCUCAGCGCAAGAAGCUUGUCCAGGGUAACCCGAGUCUGCACUUGAGUCUGACUCGAUUGGCCUUACGUAACAUCCCCCGCAACAUGGACUCAAAGGAUCUCAAGGAACUUGGACGAAAGGCUGUUGUCGAGUUUGCCAGGGAUGUCAGAGCCGGCCGCCGACAACCGCUAUCGAAGGAGGAGAAUGCACGAGAUGGCAAGGACGCCAAGGAGAAGGAGCAUGAACGCAAGGCCAAGGGCAAGGGUAUCAUUCGUCAAGCAAAGAUUGUCUUCGAAAGUGGUCAAGGACAGAAGAUGUCAGAGAAGGACGGCGGUAAGAGUCGUGGCUAUGGUUUCAUCGAGUACACUUCGCAUCAUUGGGCACUAAUGGGACUUCGAUACCUCAACGCUCAUCAGCUCGAGAAUGAAGUUGGCAAGAAGCAGAGGCUGAUUGCUGAGUUCGCUAUCGAGAACGCUCAGGUCAUCCAGCGACGACGUGCCAAUGAGGAGAGGUCUCGGCAGCUGAAUCCAGAGCACAACAAGGGUGCAAAGACUGAGGGCCAGUUCAAGACAAAUGCCCAAUAUACGAAGGACGACAAGAAGCGUGCUCGCCAAGGUGACAGAGCUGACAGGGGUGGCAAAGGCGAUAGGGGAGGCAGGGGCGGUAAGGGCGACAGAGGUGACAGAGGUGACAGAGGCAGCAAGGGUGAUAGGGGUCGUAAGGGUGAUACAGCUGUCAAGAAGGUAGACAGCAAGCCGGUUGAGAAAGAGGCUGGUCAAAAGACCGACUCACAGGAGGACAAGGAUUUGAAGCACAGGAUGAUCCAACGGUCAAGAGUCAUGCGGAAGAAGAAGGCUUUGGGCCGGGCUGGAAAAUAG
This is a messenger RNA of Fusarium sp. VM40, 2343 nucleotides long. The record is from the annotation of a GenBank genome assembly. NCBI's taxonomy places the organism in Eukaryota, Fungi, Ascomycota, Sordariomycetes, Hypocreales, Nectriaceae.